UUGUAGCUUGCCGUAAUGGUCAUGUUUAUACUUUGAAACGUGGAACCAAGGUAGGACGUCCUGCAGCAGAAUUACCAUCACAGCCAAUUGGCUUGCUACGCAGAGACAAAAGUAUUGUUGUUUGCCACAUGGACCAAACUACACUGUUUCAAUAAUAAGGGUAAACGUCUCUGGUCUUUUCACCUACCUGCUCCUGUUAUGUGUAUGGAAACCUUAGAAAUUCGAACUUUAGGCCUCAAACUUACUGCCCUGGGAAUGUUAGAUCAUAGAGUGCUAAUUUAUCGUGAUAAACACCUAGUUGAUACAAUUCACACAGAAGACAGUGUAGCAGCAAUGAAGUUUGGUCGCUUUGGUCGAGAAGACAACUCACUGAUACUAGUUAUGAAAGGUGGAGGGCUUAUCAUCAAAAUACUGAAGAGAACAGCUCGCUUUGAGAUAGAUGACAAUCAGGGACACAUUCAUCCCAGUGCUCUCAAGCUUAAUAUCCCUAAAAAGACUAAAUUAUUUGUUGACCAGACAAUGAGAGAAAGAGAGAACUCAGUUUUGAUGCACAGAGUUUUCCAACAUGAUCUGUAUCGCCUACGUCUCAACACAGCUCGAGCAUACGUGCAAGCUUUGGAGACCAGUAGCAAUCCAGUUUCCCUUUCACAGACAGAGCCUUUAAAACUGUCUGCUCAGGUACUAGGUCUUGGUCCAACUUUCAAAUUGAGAGUAGAGCUGCAAAAUACCUCUGUUUCAGUGCCUUCUCAACAAGUAGCAGUAGUAUUUCACUGUGAUGACCGCAUUUAUACCGUCAACAGAUCUUAUAUUCAGAUUCCAAUGCUUGUGCCUGGGAUCAUUCAUGUUGCAGAAACGCUAGUAACCUGUAUAUCUGAGCUGGGAAUUUCCGACACAGUACGUGUAUUUGUGGUCAAGGGUAAAACAACAAAACCAUUACUUACAGCAGUUAUUAAUAUGCCUGUUGCAGAAGUCUUCAUGGCAUCCUAAAAUCUCUGCUGUGAAAAUUGUGGUCUUAACUAGAUACUUUAAUGACAAGACUUGCCUUUUAUCAGAGAUUAUCAUCAUAAAUUCAAUAUUGUAGACUGAGCAAAACUAUCAUGUUACUUUUGCAAAAUGUAUAUAUGGAGUAGAUAGCAAUAAGAUAAAAGCAGAAUACCGGGUUAAAAAAAAAAAAAAAAAAAAAAAAAAAAAAAAAAAAAAAAAAAAAAACAAAAAAAAAAAAAAAAAAAAAAAAAAAAAAAAACCCUUAAUUCUAAAUGUGAUAAUGAUAAUUUUAUAGACGUACAGUAGACCCUUGACUCACGAACGCAUUGACCCACGUACAACUCG
Messenger RNA from Macrobrachium nipponense, 1329 nucleotides. Its product is annotated as Bardet-Biedl syndrome 1 protein-like. The transcript has 6 exons. Gene Ontology annotation, biological process: protein localization to cilium; non-motile cilium assembly. The record is from RefSeq and is a predicted model, not a curated record. Gene Ontology annotation, molecular function: patched binding; smoothened binding. Gene Ontology annotation, cellular component: axoneme; BBSome; centrosome. Bases 199 to 987 code for a protein of 262 amino acids. NCBI's taxonomy places the organism in Eukaryota, Metazoa, Arthropoda, Malacostraca, Decapoda, Palaemonidae.